AUGAUCGCCAGUCACGUCGUCAGCCGAGCGGAGGCAACGCCGGUCCCCAAAAUAAGACUUUCAGGUCCCCACACGGCUGCUCCCCGCAACACGCUCCCACUUCGGCUUCUGACUGCUGCCUGUGUCCCACCCGGAGCCAGGACACCACCGCAAGCAGGUUCCCUCAACGCCAAUGCUCGUCUCUACCCACCUGAUAAAGGCAAGGUGCUGCUGCCUGCCCGCACCCUGCCCAAACCACAUGGCAGCACCCCUGGCACUGGCAGCGGCACCAGGCACAACGCAUCCCCUCCCACAGCUCCGGGGCACCCGCAGAAAGAGCAGUUCCUCAUCUGCAGAGCUGGUGCAGAGGCGGAGAAGAGCCGCAAGGACCUCCCGUCGACGGACUGUCUGCCAAAAUGUCCCCCAGCACGUGGGCUGGCCGCCUCGCGAGGUCGCGGCAGGCACGCGGAGGACAUCUUCGGUGAGCUGUUCAAUGAAGCAAACAGCUUCUACAUGCGGAUGAACUCGCUGCAGGAGAGGGUGGACCUGCUGGUCAUCAAGGUGACACAGCUGGACUCCACCGUGGAGGAAGUUUCGCUGCAGGACAUCAACAUGCGGAAAGCCUUCAAGAGCUCCACGGUGCAGAACCAGCAGGUCGUGUCUCGCAACUCCAUCCCCAACCCCGUGAUGGAGAUGUACCAGCGCUGUGACAAGCCUCCGCCGCUCAACAUCCUCACACCCUACAGGGAUGACAAAAAGGAUGGCCUCAAGUUCUACACCGACCCCUCCUACUUCUUCAACUUAUGGAAGGAGAAAAUGUUGCAGGCGACGGAAGAUAAGAGGAAGGAGAAGCGCAGGCAGAAGGAACAGCGGCUGGUGGAGGACUCCACCCGGGAGGUGAAGAAAGUGAGGAAAGCCCGCAACCGGCGCCUGGAGUGGAACAUGAUGGCGUAUGAUAAAGAGUUCCGACCCGAUAACAGGUUCUCACCAUCCCCCUAUCACAUGGCGUCAUCGGAAGGAUCACUGUCCCCAGAUAAUAGAUCUUACGCGUCGGACGCGGCUGACCACUCGUACCCCGCGAGCCCCAACCACCCCGCGCAGCUGCUGGCCCCAGCAUCUUCAGGAAUCCAACUCCGGAAAGUCCAGGAGCAAUGGGAACAAGAGGCCAAAAAAGAGCCCGUGGGCAACGACGUGGCGACGAUCCUGUCCCGCCGGAUCGCGGUGGAGUACAGCGAGUCCGACGACGACUCCGAGCUGGACGAUAACGAGUGGUCGGACUGA
This is a messenger RNA of Opisthocomus hoazin, 1260 nucleotides long. The record is from RefSeq and is a predicted model, not a curated record. Lineage: Eukaryota; Metazoa; Chordata; Aves; Opisthocomiformes; Opisthocomidae.